GCCAAACUAACAAUGGGCCCUAUACACCUGUGUGUCCUCCUACCAGUGGCAACGUUGCUUCUGUCCGUUGUCGCUGCUGAGCUGACAACAACGGUUGAUGACGAGUACACUUGGCCUCAAUGGAAUUUGCCUCUGGUAAGGAAAAGGCGCACUCUGCCGCUGAGCAGUCCCAACUUUUCAGCUCAUCCCAAAGCGGAAGUGAGCGGAACUUGCGGGAUCGAGUGCCAGCGCGGCCUGCCAUUGCCCUCCCUGGAGGAACUGGAACAGUUCCUGUCCUACGAGACGGUUUAUGAGAAUGGCACACGCACGUACACCUCUGUGUCAGUGCAAGGUCUCGGCGAGGUGACAGAUUGGUCUAGAAACGACUCCUCCAGGACCCGUCACAAAAGAGAGGUGUACGGCACGGACACUCGCUUCACUAUUGCUGAUAAGCAGUUCUCCACUAAAUAUCCCUUUUCCACCACUGUCAAAAUCUCCACGGGAUGUUCAGGAGUUCUGGUGUCACCCAAACACGUGUUGACUGCUGCCCACUGCAUCCACGACGGAAAGGAUUAUUUGGAUGGUGUCCAGAAGCUUCGCGUUGGCAUUCUCAAGGAGAAAUCUAGAAGAGGGAAAGGAGGCAAAGGAAGAGGAGGACGAGGGAAAGGCAAAAAGAGAAAGGGGGACAGUGCUAAAGAAGAAGUCAAGCAAGUGGAGGAGAAAGGAUCGACCCGAAAAGGAAAAGGCAGAAAGAGCCGAAGUCGUCGCAGCGCGGAGGUGGAGAAACCUUCCUUUCGGUGGACCAGGGUCAAGAAAACACAAGUUCCUAAAGGUUGGUUCAAAGGUGUGUCUGAUGGACUGACAGCAGAUUAUGAUUAUGCGGUUCUGGAGCUGAAACGAGCCCCCAAAGUCAAGCACAUGGACUUGGGUGUGAUUCCCUCAGUCAAGAAACUCCCAGCAGGAAGAAUCCACUUUUCUGGUUUUGAUGAUGACCGACCGGGGAAUCUCGUUUACAGGUUCUGCUCUGUGUCUGAGGAGUCCAAAGAUUUGUUAUAUCAGUACUGCGAUGCCAAACCUGGUUCCAGCGGCUCUGGCGUAUACAUCCGUCUUAAGGAGCCUGGCAAGAAAAAGUGGAAGAGAAAGAUCAUCGGAGUGUUCUCUGGCCAUCAGUGGGUGGAUGUUAAUGGUGACGGGCUGCAGCAGGAUUACAACGUUGCAGUGAGGAUAACGCCUCUCAAGUAUGCCCAAAUCUGCUAUUGGGUCCACGGGGACUCAAGUGAGUGUCAAGUGUCCUAA
This is a messenger RNA of Nerophis lumbriciformis (worm pipefish), 1275 nucleotides long. The record is from RefSeq and is a predicted model, not a curated record. NCBI's taxonomy places the organism in Eukaryota, Metazoa, Chordata, Actinopteri, Syngnathiformes, Syngnathidae.